Messenger RNA from Trichechus manatus latirostris (Florida manatee), 637 nucleotides. Its product is annotated as beta-defensin 119. The coding region runs from base 36 to 278 and encodes 80 amino acids. Gene Ontology annotation, molecular function: lipopolysaccharide binding. The record is from RefSeq and is a predicted model, not a curated record. The transcript has 2 exons. Gene Ontology annotation, biological process: defense response to Gram-positive bacterium; antifungal innate immune response; defense response to Gram-negative bacterium. NCBI's taxonomy places the organism in Eukaryota, Metazoa, Chordata, Mammalia, Sirenia, Trichechidae.
GCACAGCCAGCUCCUUCUCCAGGGACCUGCCUGCCAUGAAGAUUCUUUUUCUGUUUCUUGCCAUCCUUCUGGCUAUGGAACCAGUGGUGUCAGGCAGACGUUACCCCCUUCCAUGCAUGGGUAACAAGGGAGUCUGCAGAGCCUCUUGCAAAAAGGAUGAACAGCCCUAUCUCUAUUGCAAAAAUUAUCAACCAUGCUGCCUCCAGCCCUACAUGAGGAUAAGCCUGGUUGGCGGAGAGGAAAAUAGCGACUGGGCCCGAGGGAACCGCUGGCCCUAAACAGCUUGAGUGCUGUUGAUCACCAUCCUCAACCCCUCUGGGAGCUCAGACCUGCUAUCAAUCCCCCUCAUUAAAAUUCAUGCACUUUCCACCCUUGUCUGUCUUUCAUUCACUGGGAAUCAUGGGGAGAGGAGAUUGAGUUUUUCAUGGAGAGAUAGCUGUUCCAUUCUAGAUGUAACUCUGAGAGAGAAGGCUGGAAAAGUGGAGUGACAAUUGCAGUGAGUCUAGACAAGCCAGUGAAGAUGAGGAGAGUAUGGACCUGAGUCCAAUGAGGGGGAGUUGAAGGGUUUGGGCAGGCAUGUGACGUUGUGCCGUGUAGCACUCAGAGGGAGAUCAGAACCAGUGAGUUGGAUGCACCG